Puntigrus tetrazona (Sumatra barb) is the source of this 741-nucleotide messenger RNA. RefSeq names its product vegetative cell wall protein gp1-like. Bases 1 to 741 code for a protein of 246 amino acids. The transcript is spliced from 3 exons. NCBI's taxonomy places the organism in Eukaryota, Metazoa, Chordata, Actinopteri, Cypriniformes, Cyprinidae. The record is from RefSeq and is a predicted model, not a curated record.
AUGGAUUCCCCUUAUGAUGACCCAAAUUUCCUCAUCCUCCUGCUGGAGCAGGAGGAUCACUCUCUCAAGGGUUAUACGAAGGACUUCCUCGCCCUCCCAAAAGACUCACACUACCCAGACAGCUUCCUGUGCUCACUUUACUUCCGAGAACUUGACAACUCCACACGACCCAUGUACUACGACACCAGCCCCACUCCUGAUCCAGAGCCCAGCCCAUCAUCUUCCCGCGUCGCAGAGCCCCAGCCUGAGCCCACCGAUGGCGCAUUCACGGAGUCUGGCACGACCACGGAACCAUCGUCUAAGAGAGUGACAAAGCCGUGGAGCAUAACUGGACCCGAGCCGACUGCGACAGACCAGGUGCGUGCCCGUCCUGUUUGUCCGCUGGUUCCGCCCAGCUGCCCUAUUUGCCCGCUGGUUCUGCCCAGCCAUCCUGUUUGCCUGCUGGUUUCGCCCAGUCGUCCUGAAUGCCUGCCUCAAGAGCGCACCCUAGAGACUGUUCCUCAAAAGCUCCGUCCAGUGCCCAUGCCACAUGCGCUCCCUCCAGUGCCCACGCCUCGUGCGCUGCCUCAAGUUUAUCCACCUUCACACCCUCCCACCCUUGUCACACGCCGUCAAAGGUUCCCAGCAGCCCCUGCACUCAUCCUGAGCUCACGGGUCUGCCAAUCUCCUUCGCUGUCUCCAUCGCCGAUCCCUCCCCUCACCGUCCUGCCUCCAAGUCCCGGACUCUACCUCGGCUCGUAG